UCUAAGAGUUUUCUUUUUACUGUCAGCUUGGUGGCCAUCUGUUCAAGGCCGUAUUAGAAGGGAACAAGAAAGAAGCAGAAAGACUGUUGGCAGUUGGUGCAGACCCAGACAGUCACGGUGGAAAGCUGGUGAAUGGAGUGUUGGCACGAGAGCUUGGAGUGACUACAGCUGGCCUCCUGGCCAGUGCCCUGAAUAUGGAAUGGGCUGUAACCAUGUUUGCCAAGAAUGCAAGAAAUGAUAAAACCGGUGAAACUGGCCUUCUGACAUCAGCUGUCUCAAACUCUGUGCAGCUUAAAGUUCCCUCACGACAAUUUCGUGUGAGACAUGCAACGGCAAUUCAAGGUGCUGAUGUGUACAAGAUGGACAAGGAGGCACGAGGCUUUGUUCGCAUCUUGAACUUCAGUUGUUUCAAGGACAGAUCCGACCUGAACCUUCAGCAACUCGACUACGAUGCUUGCAUAAUGUCAGAUGUAUUUGAUAAGAUGGGAUACAUGUGUAAAACACACUCGUCACUCACGGCUCAGCAGACUAAGGAGGUCAUGAAAAACAUUAGGGAUGGUGAUGAGCUAACAGACGUCGGAUGUGCUAUAUUUGUCAUUUGUGGAUAUAGUGUAAAUGGCAGGAGUGUUCUUACGUCUGACAUGAAAUGUGUAGACAUCGACUAUAUGUUGAAUGCGUUCAAAGAUUCCGAAUGUCCUCAGCUCAAAAACAAACCCAAACUUUUCAUUUUCAACUUGUUUAACAUGAAUGAAGUUAUCGAGACUUCAAGCAGUGAAAGUCCAAAAGUGAUGAGGUUGACAGAUCCCCUGAACGACAUGGCUUGUCUAUAUUCGAACAGCAUUGGUGUGAACUGCGUCCCGAAUGGGAAAGGAACCUCCUUCAGCUGGUCCUUGUGUCGCACUUUGGCAGAACAUGCUGCUGAGCAUGAACUUUGUGAUUUUUACAGAGAAUUCCUGAAAGAAUACAACAAGAGCUCUCCUAGUUUCUCACCUGAAUUGAGGUACUUUGGCUUCACCAAGAAAUUCUUCUUUAAUCCUAUGUAAAUUGAAUGAGACCCUCUUUGAAGGGAGUUUUAUCUG
This is a messenger RNA of Penaeus vannamei (Pacific white shrimp), 1079 nucleotides long. Lineage: Eukaryota; Metazoa; Arthropoda; Malacostraca; Decapoda; Penaeidae. The record is from RefSeq and is a predicted model, not a curated record.